CCUACUUCACGAUUCCUCCCCUUAAAUAAACUCACUUCUAACGCGAACAUCUACAGUAGUAGUAGAUCUACUUUAUGACUAACAUUUUGAGAGAAAAGUCAACAUAUAUUAUAUUAUCCACCUGACAUACUAUACUCUAGUGCCUAGGGGGAGCUAAUAAUAAAGUGAAAUUUCGUUUAACAUUAAAUUGUGCUCCAGAUGGAAGUAAAUACUUUAGAAAAAGGAAAGAAGAAAAGACAAUGUGUGAAAACAAACUUCAAAACAGAUGAUAAUGGAACUGGCGAUGACAGUUUUUCAAAUAAAAAACUAAAAAAACAUUCAUUUGGUGACCAACAAAAUAUUUCUUUUCUUGAUGCUCCAAAAUGUUGUAUUUGGAAAGAUAUCAAAGGGGAAAAUCUAAAUUUACAGUAUACACACUUAUACACAGCAGAGGAAGCAACAUGUCUAUUGAACCAGUGCGAGCAAGAGCUUACCUACUAUGAAGGGGACUUGGCUAAAGUGAUGAUGUUUGGAAAGUCAGUUGAUAUACCUAGGAAACAGGUAGCCCAUGGCAGUGAAGGGUUGUCAUACACAUUUUCUGGUAAAACUUUACCUGCUCAGCCGUGGACGACCUUACUGGUGAAAAUUAGAGAACAGAUAACACAAACAACAGGCUACAGUUUUAAUUUUGUACUCAUCAACAGAUACAAAGACGGUAAAGAUUACAUGGGAGAACAUAAAGACGAUGAGAAAGAUCUCCAGUCAGGAUACCCAAUAGCAUCUUUAAGUUUAGGUCAGAUGAGAGACUUUGUGUUUAAACACCAGGACUCCAGAGGGAAAAAUGCCAAACGCAAGAUAGACACGGUCACAAUACAACUGGAACAUGGUUCUUUACUUUUGAUGAAACAUCCAACAAACUCAUAUUGGUACCACUCUCUCCCCAAACGCAUGAAAGCUCUGGGGUUGAGGAUUAACAUGACAUUUCGUAUGAUGGACAAAUCACAUUGUAAACAUGUCAAAGUCAGUUGAUUGAAGCAGUGAUAUAGUGUUGGACCAAUGUUUUGUUACAUUUUUAUUCAAGUGAAAUGCAUCAGUUAUCUACAAAUAAAAUUCAUUUGAAAAUAAAAUGAUGG
Messenger RNA from Physella acuta, 1112 nucleotides. Its product is annotated as DNA oxidative demethylase ALKBH2. Gene Ontology annotation, biological process: DNA alkylation repair. The record is from RefSeq and is a predicted model, not a curated record. Gene Ontology annotation, molecular function: cytosine C-5 DNA demethylase activity; ferrous iron binding; broad specificity oxidative DNA demethylase activity. NCBI's taxonomy places the organism in Eukaryota, Metazoa, Mollusca, Gastropoda, Physidae.